Molecule: messenger RNA, 1044 nt
Organism: Papaver somniferum (opium poppy)
Lineage: Eukaryota; Viridiplantae; Streptophyta; Magnoliopsida; Ranunculales; Papaveraceae
Product: glycine-rich cell wall structural protein 1.0-like
Exons: 1
Coding region: 417-833 (138 amino acids)
Source: RefSeq, a predicted model, not a curated record
UAAAUUUUGUCAACUCAGUUUUUUCUGAUCAUUUCUCCAGUUGGAGCUUCUUGGUUGCCAGACAAGUUCGGCUAGUCAGUCAGUCCGUCAGCAUAUUACAAGCCACACUCAACCACCCAGACCUUCCUAAUCAUAAUUAAUCACCCCAUUAGUAAUUAAUUAAACUUUUCUUUAAUCAAACUUAAUAGUACUGCUUAAUUAAUCAAAAUUCAAGAAAAUUUUUAAAUGAUAAAACAAUUCAUAGAUUGGGGACAGCAUCUUUUUAGAGUCUUGGGUUUCAUGCCCCCACAUCAAUAACAACAACAAAACCCCAUUUCUCAACCAACUUCUUUCCUUCCUCUCCUCAAACUUUUCAAGAAAACUUUUGAGAAGUUUUCUUGAUUUUUCUUUUUUUUAAGUUUUUGAGUUAUUGGGGCAUGGAUGAUUAUAGAUCUAAGUACUAUGGAGAAGGUGAUAUGCAAAUACAACCAUACCAAGGUGGUGGUGCUGGCGUAAGUGGUGGUGGUGGUGGAGGAAGAAAUUAUAGUCAACAAGGCCAUGGUGGUGGUGACUUUAGAAGUUACAGUACUUCAGCUACAUAUGUAUCAUCAUCAGCAGUAACAACUGGUGGUGGUGGUGGUGGUGGUGGUAAUAAUAAGGAUUUGAAAUUUAAGAAAGCAAAGAGUGGUGGAACAUCAAAGAUAUGGUGUUUUAAUGAUCCUGAAAUACAAAGAAAGAAGAGAGUUGCUAGUUAUAAAGUCUACUCUGUGGAAGGAAAUAUCAAAGGGACUUUUAGAAAAAGUGUUAGAUGGAUUAAAGAUAGAUACACCAAAGUUGUCUAUGGUUGGUGGUGAUUGGAAUAAAUUCAUAUUGAUGAUCAUCAAAUCAAUCAUUCUAUCCAUCUAUUUAUCUUGAUCACAAAGUGUACUUGUGAAUUUUUUUUUUGUUUUUUGUGUUUAAUUUUGUUGUUUGGAAAAAUUUGUAAUAACCCCCAACAAAGAAUUCUAGAUAUUAUUAUUAUUAUUAUUGUUAUUAUUAUCAAGUAAUUUGAUGAUUUGGGUUUGA